Molecule: messenger RNA, 2116 nt
Organism: Lipotes vexillifer (Yangtze River dolphin)
Lineage: Eukaryota; Metazoa; Chordata; Mammalia; Artiodactyla; Lipotidae
Gene: MAP2K3
Product: mitogen-activated protein kinase kinase 3
Exons: 12
Coding region: 154-1197 (347 amino acids)
Biological process (GO): MAPK cascade; protein phosphorylation
Molecular function (GO): ATP binding; MAP kinase kinase activity
Source: RefSeq, a predicted model, not a curated record
AGUCUGGCUCCGCCGCCGCCUGCCGCAGACGCGUACCGGCCGACGCCCUGCUAGCCGCCCGGGCCGCCAGCCCGCAGCCAUGAGCAUGCUCCGCCCGGGCCGAGCUCGCCGCCCCCUGGACUAGUCCCGCCGCCGCCCCGACCCGCCUGCACCAUGGAGUCUCCUGCCGCGAGCCAGCCCGCCGGUGUGCCCGCAUCCAAAGGGAAGUCCAGGAGGAAGAAGGGUUUACGAAUCUCCUGUGUGUCCAAGCCGCCGGCGCCCAGCCCCACGCCCCCCCGGAACCUGGACUCCCGGGCCUUCAUCACCAUCGGGGACAGGAACUUUGAGGUGGAGGCGGACGACCUGGUGUCCAUCUCAGAGCUGGGCCGAGGCGCCUACGGGGUAGUGGAGAAGGUGCGGCACGCCCAGAGCGGCACCAUCAUGGCCGUGAAGCGCAUCCGUGCCACCGUGAACUCGCAGGAGCAGAAGCGCCUGCUCAUGGACUUGGACGUGAACAUGCGCACGGUCGACUGCUUCUACACCGUCACGUUCUACGGGGCCCUCUUCAGAGAGGGAGACGUGUGGAUCUGCAUGGAGCUCAUGGACACAUCCCUGGACAAGUUCUACCGGAAGGUGCUGGACAAGGACAUGGCGAUCCCAGAGGACAUUCUCGGGGAAAUCGCUGUAUCUAUUGUGAGGGCCCUGGAGCACCUGCACAGCAAGCUGUCCGUGAUCCACAGAGACGUGAAGCCGUCCAACGUGCUCAUCAACAAGGAGGGCCACGUGAAGAUGUGCGACUUUGGGAUCAGUGGCUACCUGGUGGAUUCCGUGGCCAAGACGAUGGAUGCCGGCUGCAAGCCCUACAUGGCCCCUGAGAGAAUUAACCCGGAGCUGAACCAGAAAGGCUACAAUGUCAAGUCCGACGUCUGGAGCCUCGGCAUCACCAUGAUCGAGAUGGCCAUCCUGCGGUUUCCUUAUGAGUCCUGGGGGACCCCAUUCCAGCAGCUGAAGCAGGUGGUGGAGGAGCCGUCCCCGCAGCUCCCAGCUGACCGCUUCUCCCCCGAGUUUGUGGACUUCACUGCACAGUGCCUGAGAAAGAACCCUGCGGAACGCAUGAGCUACCUGGAGCUGAUGGAACACCCUUUCUUCACCUCGCACAAAACCAAGAAGACCGACAUCGCUGCCUUUGUGAAGGAGAUCCUGGGAGAGGACUCGUAGGUGGCGGGGCCUUGGACCCACUCUGGCCCCGCGGCGCCGUGCAGGCCUCUGCUGCGGCAGUGCUUGCCCACACCCAUAAGCUACUGCCAACCUGGCCUUGGGCACCCGGGAGGAAUCCAGGGGGCUGCUCCCGCCUGACAGGCUGUUGGUCCCAAGUGCCAAAGAACCAGACCAUCGGGGCCCUGCAGUGCCUCUGCCCCUGCUGCUCCAAGGACUCUGAGACUCUGGACUUGGAGGGGCCAGACGCCCCUCACAGAGAAGGCAGUGGUGCCUUGUACAGGCCGCUGCCUUGGCCUGGCCCUGGAUGCCACCCAAGUUGUAUAUUUUUUUAUCUCUUGACUGAAUGGACUUUGCACACUUGGCCCAGGCUGGCCACACCUCUGUCCUGGCAUCGGUAGGGGGACCCAGUAGGGGGAUGAGCCAUGUGAAUCCCCUGGAGCCCCCAUGAGGCAGAUGCCAGAGCCACCGAGGCCUUCACCCCAGCACUGGCAGACAGGGCUCUAAGGGCACCGGGGCCACCUCGCCCCUGCCUGCCGCCUCUAGGGGUGUUGUUUCACUUUUAUUUUUUUAAUUUAUCCUCUUGAUUUUUUUCUUUCGCUUUGUGGGUUUGGCUGGUUUUUCUUGCAUGGUUUGGAGCCGAUCACUUUUCUGUCACCUGCUAGGGGACCAGCAGGCUAAGACCUGCCCUCUCUGCUCAGGCGGGGUCUAGGGGGAUGGGCCCAAGGUCUCUGCUCAGAGAGGCGCUAGGGGAGCCAUCCAACUCACUCUCCUUGGGGACCGGCUCGACGGGGGCUGUGGAUUUGCUUUUGGUAUUGUUUUAAAAAAAAAAGAAGAAAAUAUAUUUUUUUGAAGAAAGGACUGCCCGUCCAGGGUCCUGUCCCUGAUUGGUUGGGGCAGUUGCCUGAUUGCUGUUUUAAUU